AUGCACAUGCAACUCCUCAACAACGACCAUGUGGUCAUUUUCGAUCGCACCGACUUUGGUAGGUCUAAUCUGUCAUUACCCAACGGUAAAUGCCGCAACGACCCUGAUGAAACGGCGCUGAAAAUCGACUGCAUUGCACACUCGGCUGAAUACAACGUCACCUCCAAUUCUUUUCGAGCACUUUUCGUCCAAACAGACGUUUGGUGCUCCUCUGGCUCUGUCGCGCCCGAUGGCCGUUUGAUCCAAACCGGCGGAUUCAAUGACGGGGAAUGUAAAGUCAGAAUAUUCAAGCCCUGCAAUGGCUGUGACUGGGAAGAGAUAGGCGACGGCCUAGCAGCUCGGCGAUGGUAUGCCACUAAUCAUAUUCUGCCAGAUGGACGCAAGAUCGUCAUCGGCGGGAGAAGGCAGUUCAACUAUGAAUUUUAUCCCAAGACCACCAGCGCAUCAAAUACGUAUAGUCUGCCAUUUCUGGCGCAAACCAACAACGCAAACAUGGAGAACAAUCUGUACCCAUUUGUUUUUCUUAACGUUGAUGGGAAUUUAUUUAAUGUUGAUGGAAAUUUAUUCGUCUUCUCGAAUAAUCGAGCUGUUUUAUUGGACUAUGCAAGAAACAAGAUCGUGAAGACGUACCCGGCAAUACCAGGCAGCGAUCCGAUGCUGCAGACGAAAACAACGAUGAAAGGGAAACACCAAAAGCCAGUAGUCCUUCUAAUCGGGUGA
Juglans microcarpa x Juglans regia is the source of this 720-nucleotide messenger RNA. RefSeq names its product aldehyde oxidase GLOX-like. The transcript has a single exon. The coding region runs from base 1 to 720 and encodes 239 amino acids. The record is from RefSeq and is a predicted model, not a curated record. Lineage: Eukaryota; Viridiplantae; Streptophyta; Magnoliopsida; Fagales; Juglandaceae.